CAAACCAAAAACAGAACACUUACUAAAAAUUUCUACACUGCCUACCAAUCUUAUUUCUUCUUUUAAAAACAAAAAUGGAUUGGACCAGAGGGCAUAUUAUCGGCCACGGCUCCUCCGCCGCUGUCUCUGUUGCCAAGUCACGUUGGUCCAGCGAGAUUUUUGCUGUUAAGUCAGUGGAUUUAUCCCAGUCUCAGUUCUUGCAAAAAGAGCAGAAAAUUUUGUCCGAAUUGAGCUCCCCUUACAUAGUUAGCUACAAGGGUUACGAUGUUACAAAAGAGAACGACAAAUUCUUGUUUAAUCUUAUGAUGGAGUACAUGUCGGACGGUACAAUAACCGAUGAAAUCCGAAAACAGGGUGGUCGGAUCAACGAGCAGUUAAUCGGGUAUUACACCAAGCAAAUUCUGUUGGGAUUAGAAUACUUACAUUCAAGAGGCGUAGUACACUGUGAUAUUAAGGGACAGAAUAUUUUGUUAGGUAAGACCGGUGCCAAAAUUGCAGACUUCGGUUGUGCCAGGUGGGUUGAUCCGGCGGAGAGAGACGGUGGUGCCGCCGCUGCUUCCACCCAGCCAAUUGGCGGCACGCCGAUGUACAUGGCACCGGAGGUGGCGCGUGGGGAAGAACAGGGGUUUGCAGCUGAUAUAUGGGCAUUAGGAUGUACAAUUAUUGAAAUGGCCACUGGUGGAUCACCGUGGACUAAUGUGGCUAAUUCAGCUUCAUUGCUUUACAAAAUUGCAUUUUCAGGGCAAUCCCCACAAAUUCCAAAGUUUCUAUCUUUACAAGCAAAGGAUUUCUUAAGCAAAUGCUUGAGAAGAAAUCCAAAAGAAAGAUGGACGGCUAAAGAACUCCUCAAACAUCAAUUUCUUGAGGAAAUAUCCAAUUCGAAUUUUAAGGUAAUUCAAGACUCUAUCACAAGCUCCCCAACUAGUAUUCUUGAUCAAGAUAUUUGGAAUUCAGUAGAGGAAACAGAAACUAUGGAUUCCACAAUACAACUAGAAACUUCAACAGAUUUUCCUCUUCAAAGGGUAAGAAAAUUGGGUCUGAAUUCAAGAAAACCAAACUGGAGACGGGACGAUGAAAUUUGGACAACAGUUAGAAUGAACAGUAAACAAAAUGAAGGAUAUGAUGAUUUGGAAGUUUGUGGGACAAUGACAGCUUUUUCUGGAAGUCAUGAAAUUGAGCUGGAAAGCUGUUUUGGUAGUGAAGAGUUGGAAAUACGUUGUUUAGAUAAUAUUUUUUGUUGUAAUAUACAAAAGAGCUCUGUAGUUAGAAGUCUCAAUUUUACCAGACAUUUGACAAGUUCAGUAAAUAAAAUUCAAUGUUCAUAA
Molecule: messenger RNA, 1325 nt
Organism: Nicotiana tabacum (common tobacco)
Lineage: Eukaryota; Viridiplantae; Streptophyta; Magnoliopsida; Solanales; Solanaceae
Source: RefSeq, a predicted model, not a curated record